GCCCCAGGAGCUCAGCCAAGCCAACCUUCCGUGUACCACGAACGGCAGCGCCUGGAGCUCUGUGCCGUCCACGCCCUCAACAACGUCCUGCAGCAGCGGCUCUUCAGUCAGGAGGCUGCCGAUGAAAUCUGCAAGAGGGAUCAACCAACUCUUUCAUGGUAAGGCCAGGCUGGAGACCCAGAGAUGAGUCUGCUAUGAGCCCUGUCCCAGGGGAAGCCAGGGAAACAGACCCACAGAAAAAGAAUACACAACUUUCCCCUCGCCCACCCCUCCCCCUGCCCUGCCCACCAAGGGCCCAAAGACAGAACAAAGGUGCCCUUGUCCAGACAAGGUUGGCUCCAGACUCCCGGCUGAACCCCCAUCGCAGCCUCCUGGGCACUGGCAACUAUGACGUCAACGUGAUCAUGGCCGCCCUGCAGGGACAGGGCCUAGCUGCCGUGUGGUGGGACAGAAGGAGGCCCCUGUCCCAGCUGGCCCUGCCCCAGGUGCUGGGGCUGAUCCUGAACCUCCCCUCGCCCGUGUCGCUUGGGCUGCUGUCCCUGCCGCUGCGCCGGCGGCACUGGGUGGCCCUGCGCCAGGUGGACGGCAUCUACUACAAUCUGGACUCCAAGCUGCGGGCGCCCGAGAUCCUGGGGGACGAGGAUGGCGUCAGGGCCUUCCUGGCGGCCGAGAUGGCUCAGGGCCUGUGCGAGGUGCUGCUCGUGGUGACCAAGGAGGUGGAGGAGAAGGGCUCCUGGCUGCGGACAGACUGACCCCGAGGAGGAGGGGACCACGGCUGCCGGCCUGGCAUGGACCCUGCACGUCCACGUCUGGCUCCCAAGCUUCAGGAAAGGGGCCAGGCCUCACAGCUCACGGACCUAGUGGAGGCCCCAGGCCCUUCCCCGAAUUCCCUGCUCCUCAGUGCCACGGCUGCCUCAAUAAACCUGAUGAUUUGCCCCUG
Vicugna pacos (alpaca) is the source of this 940-nucleotide messenger RNA. The record is from RefSeq and is a predicted model, not a curated record. NCBI's taxonomy places the organism in Eukaryota, Metazoa, Chordata, Mammalia, Artiodactyla, Camelidae.